CAUAACAGACAGGAGGAGGCAUGAGGCUGCCGCUGCUGCUUCAACUCCGUUCGCUCAACUCCAAGCCCCACUUCUACUCCUCAACUCUCCUCUCCGCCGGUCUCCGCCGCUUCAUGGCCGCCGCCGCAGAGCAGGUGUCUCCGUCGACCACCCGUCUGGGCUGGAUCGGCACCGGCGUGAUGGGCCGGUCCAUGUGCGGCCACCUGAUCAAGGCCGGCUACACCCUCACCAUCUUCACUCGUACCGCGUCCAAGGCCCAGGGCCUUAUCGACGCCGGCGCCCACUGGGCCCCCUCCCCUCUCGCCGUCGCCGCCCAAUCCGACGUUGUCUUCUCCAUCGUCGGCUACCCCUCCGACGUCCGCCACGUCCUCCUCCACCCCUCCUCCGGCGCCCUCGCCGGCCUCAGCCCCGGCGGCGUCCUCGUCGACAUGACCACCUCCGACCCCUCCCUCGCCUCCGAAAUCUCCGCCGCCGCCGCCUCCAAGUCCUGCUCCUCCAUCGACGCCCCCGUCUCCGGCGGCGACCGCGGCGCCAAGAACGCCACCCUCUCCAUCUUCGCCGGCGGCGACGAGCCCACCGUCCGCCGGCUCACCCCCAUCUUCUCCCUCCUCGGCAAAGUCAACUACAUGGGCGGGCCAGGCAAAGGCCAAUUCGCGAAGCUCGCGAACCAAAUCACCAUCGCCUCGACGAUGGUCGGCUUGGUGGAGGGAUUGAUUUAUGCCCACAAAGCCGGCCUCGAUUUAUCCCUAUAUCUCGACGCAAUUUCCACCGGAGCGGCCGGUUCCAAAUCGCUUGACCUGUACGGAAGCAGGAUAUUGAAGAGGGACUUCGAGGCCGGAUUCUUCGUCAAUCACUUCGUGAAGGAUUUGGGAAUUUGUUUGAAGGAAUGUCAGAACAUGGGUCUUGCUUUGCCUGGACUGGCUCUUGCCCAGCAGCUCUAUCUUUCUCUGAAAGCUCAUGGAGAAGGCGAUUUGGGCACCCAAGCGCUCAUUCUGGCUCUCGAGCGGCUCAACAAUGUGUCACUGGAGUCUGCUGCUUCUUCGGCCGGGCAGGCUUAGAUGCAAACCGGUAAAACUUGCAUCUUGAUUGGAGAAUUUGGACUUACAGUGUGUACUUUUUUUGUUUGUUAAAACAUGUUUUGACUGGUGGGAUUGUAUGGAUCGAAGUUUCCUUUGAUGAACAAGAUAAUCUUCCUGAAAAUACUGUCUUGCAUCUUAUUGGGAUCUUGCAAUGAUGCUAAAUUUGGUCUAGACUUACUGAUGUUUAAAGAGAGUUUUGGCCCUUUGGGGGACUAGAACCAGAAGGGCACGUUUUGUUUUGAAGUUGAAAUUGAAAAGGGUAUCAUAUUCUUGAAAGUUCUCUCUCUCUUUUCUUUUCCUUGGCUGGACUUUGGAUCAUGCAAUGCAAUAUUUAUCAUACAAAAAGGCGAAUGUUACUGUAGAAAUAAAUUGGGAUGGUUAAAACCAUUCCUUAUCGCCAGGCGAAUACGUGUUGAGAACUACCAAGUAGCUAACAUCUUGACUGUACCAGCAGAUCAGAUUGUUACCUUAUUUGCAUUGCAUUGUAUUACUACUACUACUACCACUAGUGGUGGAAGAACGGAUGUAUUCUUCUGCCUAACCGCAGCUGUUUGAGAAAAACAUCCUCAAUCCCUCACUUUUAUUCGUCUUGUCUAAUGAGAAAAUGGAAUAGUUCACUAGUAACAAUACACCUUUCAGACCCAGGGAAACAAAAAAAAAAAAAAAACCAAA
Molecule: messenger RNA, 1751 nt
Organism: Diospyros lotus (date-plum)
Lineage: Eukaryota; Viridiplantae; Streptophyta; Magnoliopsida; Ericales; Ebenaceae
Product: probable 3-hydroxyisobutyrate dehydrogenase-like 1, mitochondrial
Exons: 1
Coding region: 21-1058 (345 amino acids)
Molecular function (GO): oxidoreductase activity; NADP binding; NAD binding
Source: RefSeq, a predicted model, not a curated record